Molecule: messenger RNA, 2391 nt
Organism: Clupea harengus (Atlantic herring)
Lineage: Eukaryota; Metazoa; Chordata; Actinopteri; Clupeiformes; Clupeidae
Gene: tmem35a
Product: transmembrane protein 35A
Biological process (GO): chaperone-mediated protein complex assembly; positive regulation of protein localization to cell surface
Cellular component (GO): endoplasmic reticulum
Molecular function (GO): acetylcholine receptor regulator activity
Source: RefSeq, a predicted model, not a curated record
AGCUAAUUUAAACUGGAAUUUUAUUUUUUAUUUGUUCAUAACUGAUCUGCUUCAAUACUCUUUCAAUGUGAAACAUGUCAGUGUUACUGUUUCCGUAUGGAAUUGUUACACAUGUGGUUGGAUAUAAAUUGCUUAUUUAAAUACAUGUGCUAGCCUACCAGUGGGUCACAGUGACAACCCUUAGGUCACAAGGAAUGACCUUAUGAAAUAAAUUUAAACAACGGUAUUUAUGGUUUCAGCUGCCAUAAUAAAUUGCAAAAUACCACCCAGAUAUCUAACAAGUUGCCAUUUUCGUCAAUUGGAAAAUAAAAAAAUGUCUAAAAUAAUAGGCUUCAUAGUUUCCCGUACAGAUGUAUCAAAAUAACUUGAUUCUGGCAUUCAAAACAAAGGACACUUGGACCCUGUGAUAAAGUGGCACGUCGCCAUAUUUGAUUCGCUACGAGCCCAUCCCCCUACAUGUAUCUUCUGCAGGAAACUGAGGGUAACCUAGUGUUACAGUGAGCGAACUCCGCAUCGGAUAUUAUUUCAUCGUAGGACUCUGCAGGGAAAUUAACCGAAGAUGGCCUCACCAAGGACAAUAACCAUUGUCGCCCUCUCUUUUGCACUGGGUCUUUUUUUUGUUUUCAUGGGCACUAUUAAACUCACGCCAAGACUGAGCAAAGAUGCUUACAAUGAAAUGAAAAGGGCCUACAAGAGUUAUGCCAAGGCCUUGCCAGGACUGAAAAAGAUUGGUGUAAGCUCUGUGCUCUUGCGUAAGAUCAUCGGCACCUUGGAGGUGAGCUGUGGUGUGGUCCUCACCUUGGUUCCAGGGAAACCCAAAGACGUGGCCAACUUCCUGCUCCUGCUGGUCAUGCUGGCUGUUCUGUUCUUCCACCAGCUGGUGGGAGAUCCCCUCAAACGCUAUGCCCAUGCCCUGGUGUUCGGCAUCCUGCUAACGUGUCGCCUGCUUAUCGCCCGUCAGAGCGACGACCGGCCAGAGCGGGAGGAGAGCCGGGAGGCGCAAGUCGGAGCCCAGGAAAAGAACAAAGUCAAGCUCUCCUAGUCUUACCUCCCCCUGGCUGGCUGGUGGAUGAGCUAGGGCCAGAAAGAGGACAUUUUAUUCUGGAUAAAAGAGAUUGGUGUCCAGACAGAGACCGUUUCCAGAGUGAUUUCCAUUCACCAAAGCCCUGUCCUGGCCAACCUGCCCGACUGGUUAUCACACUCAUCAGCUCACUUGUGUUAUGUCCAGCCAUGGUCAUCAAAGAGGCAAUAGUAACAUUGCCUCUCUAUUGUUUCUGAUAAUCAACCCUGUGGCAACUGAAAUGAUGUAGCGCUGUUAAGGGAAAGAAAAUGCACAACCAAUCUGUUAUCCCUUUCCUAUGUUUUCUAUUUAUUUAGGUUACUCAUCAGAAGUCAUUAUACAUAACGACCGUGCGGUUUAAAUAACUCGAACUGUUACUGUUGAAGUAUGACUGUAAUGUUAUACUUAAAUGCUGAAGGGACUCAUUUUACAAUAAAUAUAACACUAUGAUUUUAUGGGUAGAUGCGCUGAUAAUAUAAUAAACUGUGUAUUAUUUUUAGUUUAGUUAAUUCCACAAGGUUCAAAUAUUACUUUAGAGGUACGGUGUGUCGUUUUUAUUGGCAUCUAUUUGUAGAAAUGUAUGUAUUAUGUUUUCAUUAGUGUAUGCCCAGUAACUACGAAUUGUUGUGUUUUCAUUCGCUUAGAAUGAGGCCUUCUUAUCUACAUAGGGAGCGGAUCCUCUUACGUAGAGUUUGUUAUGUUGCGCCGCCAUGUUCCUGCAGUAGUCCAGAACAGAUAAACCAAAACACUGGCUUGAGAUAGGGCUUUUCACGUUUUUAUGUAAUUUGACGGUCACUGUAGGUACUCGCACACAUUUGUCAAGGGAAGGGUAUUCAGCUGGUUGACAUUCAGCAACUUCACCACUAGGUGCCACUAAAAACUACACACUGUACCUUUAAUUGAGUUGUUAAAUUAUUAAAGUUAAUUAUUUGUUGAAUAUAUCAUAUUGUUGUAGUACAUUUGCAGUGAUUUUAGACCCAUGUUUUUGGUUCCUUUUUUAUGUUGUGUUUGAAAAAGUCCCUCUCCGUAAUGGUAUACUAUUUUUUAAUGCAUGAAGAAACAAUGCCUUCUCAUUCCACAUCAGACUAAAAAUGAGGCAACGUACUGAUCAUUUUUUUGGUUUGUUUUAAAAUGUAAAACGUUAUCGUAUGUUUAGUUGAACCAAGAUCACCUUUCAUCUCUAGAUUUAAUAAUUUCAAAUGUUUACUUUUUACAAAGGUCAGCAUACAUAGAUCAUACUGGAAGAUAGGUGGGAACAAUUAUGCUUCUGCUGUACCACAUUCAAUUGCCAUUUGGAAAUGGGCACCUAAUAAAGACGUAUCCCACCAAAA